ACUUCCAUUAUUCACAGGGAAUCACAGCUUUGCAUUUAGCAGUGAAGUUGAACUGCGUUCCAAUAGUAAAAUUCUUACUGGAACAACCAAAUAUCAGAAUACGCGACGCUGCGUUACUGGCAAUAGCUGAAAAUAAUCUAGAAUUCGCUGUUCUGUUACUCGACAGAAUCAGAGUGUCCAACAAACAAGCUGAAUUCAAAGGCGUAGAAGGAUCUUCGGCUUAUCCGCCGUAUAUGACUCCUUUAAUGUUGGCAGCUCUUUACGGCCAUUACAAUAUGAUUAAAAUGCUGAUAAAGCGUAACCAUAAGCUGGAAAAACCACAUGAUAUGUAUUGUGCGUGUAGCGAGAAGUGCAAGUAGAUAAAUCGGUCAUUUUGAACAUUAUCUUGGAUUAUUGCUUAUAAUGAGAUGAAUUUUAUCACUUUUCAGCAACCCUCGCGAGGAAUCCGAUAAAUUGGUUUUAGUUGAUAAAAGAAUAGCUUUAUUCAGAGCAAUUAGUAAUCCGGCGUAUAUUUGCAUUACUUCGAAAGAUCCGAUUUUAACAGCUUUAAGAUUAUAUAAGGAUUUGAAAAACUGGUCAGAUUUUGACACAACUUCGUCCAGGGAAUAUGAAAUUAUUGCUAGUAACCUUGCUCGAUUUUCGAGUGAAUUAAUGGAUCAGACUAACAAUACUCGAGAAGUAGAUAUAAUUUUGAAGCGAAGAGAAGGUUGGGUUUACAGCGGAAAAACACGUUAUCCUAGACUGACAAUGGCGAUGAUAUACGAAAACAAAGAAUUCAUUGGCAAUAUCCACGUUCAACAGGUUCUUGAGAACAACUGGUAUGGUAAUUUCAACUGGAAACGAUGUUCGUUAAAAAGGAGACUAUUGAAAAUAUCCACAAGAAUAUUUUGCAUACCUUUGAUGGCGUUUUUAACUGCAUUCCAUCCUAACAAUUCGUGGUUAGUUCAUCAAAAGGAAUCUCCAGUUAUACUAUUUGUGGACAGCAGCAUCAUGUUUAUUAUAUUUUUAUUCAUUUUAACGUGGGAGAAUAACAUUGAUCGUAAAACUAUGAACAGAGGGUUUCCUACAACGUAUGCAGAACCAUUUGUAAUUUUAUUUACUUUCGGAUAUCUAUGGAGAACGAUGCGUUUAUUGAUGCUGCAAGGGGUUGCAAGAUUUUUCAGAUUCAACUGGAAUAUAUGGGAAUUGAUCAUGCUCAUCUUUCUUUUAAUCACAAUAACAUGCUGGAUCAUUGCUUUCCUUACUUAUAAUAUAGGACCUGGAAACAUAUCAAUACCAAGAAAAGAUUGGCCACCACUGGAACCGAUAUUAAUCGCUGAAUCAGCUCUGGUUUUUGCUAUUUUCAUGGCCUUUCUCAAAAUUUUAUUCUUAAUACAGCUACAUCCAAUUUUUGGACCUCUACAAAUGUCGUUGGCAUCCAUGUUGAAAGACUGCCUGAGAUUUAUAGUAGUAAUCAUAAUAUUUCUGGUCGCAUUUGGCGUUGGUGUGAAUAAUUUAUAUUCGUACUAUGAGGGUAUGAAAUACAAUGGUACGGAUGGUGAAAGUAAAAAGCAAGGCGAUUCUUUUAUAUCAUUUUGGCAGACAUUAUUAACGUUAUAUUGGUCAAUGUUUGGUUUAUCCGAGAGAUCAUCUGCCGAAUUAGUAAUAGAAAAUGGAAAUGAGCAUUAUUUAACAGAAGCUACCGGAUUUAUUUUGUUUACUGCAUUUGCAUUUACAAUGAUAAUUGUCGUCAUCAACAUGCUCAUUGCCAGUUUAACAAAUUCAUAUCAAAGGGUGCAAGAUAACAAUAUGGACGAGUGGGCUUACGGUAAAACUCAAGUAUUUUUGAAUCACAUGGAUGGCAUUUUAGUAAUACCGGUUCCGUUCAAUAUGUUAUUUGAAUGGAUAAACGAUUUAAGAAGUUUCAUACAGGAUAUGAGAAAUAAGAAUAAAAAGUGGCAUUGCUCAUUUUUCCACGGAUGUUUCAUGGCUGAUGUACAUGGCGAAGAAAAUGAAAGAGAAUAUUUGAGUUUGAUGUCAGAAAUAAGAAGCAGAUAUUUCUUGAAAAACUGUAAAUUAUUCAGUUUAGGAGUGCCGCAAAUUUCUGACGAUUUUUGUGCCAAUGAUGACGAUGAUUGAAAUUAAAAUUCUUUUUUGUUCGUUCUGCUUUUUUAUACCUACUUGGACAAAAAAGUUGUCGCGAUAUAAUUGAAAAAAUAUUCAUGUUGAAAUAAGCUUAGAA
Messenger RNA from Planococcus citri (citrus mealybug), 2221 nucleotides. Its product is annotated as short transient receptor potential channel 4-like. The record is from RefSeq and is a predicted model, not a curated record. Gene Ontology annotation, molecular function: store-operated calcium channel activity; inositol 1,4,5 trisphosphate binding. Gene Ontology annotation, biological process: calcium ion transmembrane transport; regulation of cytosolic calcium ion concentration. Bases 652 to 2118 code for a protein of 488 amino acids. The transcript is spliced from 10 exons. Gene Ontology annotation, cellular component: plasma membrane; cation channel complex. NCBI's taxonomy places the organism in Eukaryota, Metazoa, Arthropoda, Insecta, Hemiptera, Pseudococcidae.